UUCUUCUUCUUCUUCUUCUUCUUCUUAGUACAAGUAUUAGUCUAGUGGUUUCAUUUGCUUCUACCAUCUUCGUUUAACUCCAAUGGCGACGACUACCAAAACCCUGAAGCUGAAGCCAAAACCCAGAUCUCCAAUUUUGAUUCUCUUCGUCUUCUUCUCUCUCAUUGCAUUUCUUUGCAUGUUCUCAUCUCUUCUCUCAACAAAUGGCUUCUCCUUCUCUUCCUCAUUUUCCUUCAGAAAUUUAAAAAGACCGAGGAACAAGAGAGAGCACACUCUCCAAGAAAAGUACUUGUAUUGGGGUAAUAGAAUUGACUGCCCUGGUAAAAUCUGUGAACCUUGUGCCGGCCUUGGUCAUCAAGAAUCUAGCCUUAGGUGUGCCCUUGAAGAAGCCUUGUUUUUGAAAAGAACUUUGGUCAUGCCUUCUAGGAUCUGUAUCAAUCCGAUGCACAAUGCAAAAGGCAUCCUUCAUCAGUCUAACAAUAAAAGUUCAGAGGAAAGGUGGGCAGAUGAAUCUUGUGCUAUUGAAUCUUUGUACGAUGUGGAUCUUAUAUCUGAAACUGCACCAGUCAUUCUAGACAACUCAAAAAUGUGGUAUCAGGUGCUAAUGACAAGUAUGAAGUUGGGAGUUAGAGGGGUUGCGCAUGUGGAAGGUGUUAGUCGGGCUGAUCUCAGAGAUGAUACUCGCUACUCAAAGCUCUUGCUCAUUAAUCGAACUGCUAACCGCCUGUCAUGGUUUAUGGAAUGCAAGGAUCGAAAAAACCAUAGUGCUAUAUUGCUGCCACAUUCAUUUCUUCCAUCAAUGGCUGCAGAAAAAUUGAGGGAUGCAGCUGAACAGAUAAAGGCACUCCUUGGUGAUUAUGAUGCCAUGCAUGUACGUAGAGGUGAUAUACUAAAAACCAGGAAGGACAAGAAUGGGGUUGAAAGGACCCUGCAUCCUCAUCUGGACAGGGAUACACGCCCAGAGUUUAUCCUCUGCAGGAUUAAAGAAUGGGUUCCACCUGGGCGGACUCUUUUUAUUGCUUCAAAUGAGAGAACACCUGGAUUCUUUUCACCACUCUCUGUCAGAUACAAAUUAGCAUAUUCAUCUAACUUCAGCCAGAUCCUAGAUCCCGUGAUUGAGAAUAACUACCAGUUAUUCAUGGUUGAGAGGCUUGUCUUGGCUGGAGCCAAAACAUACAUUAAAACAUACAAGGAAGAUGAUAUCGAUCUCAGCCUCACUGAUGAUCCAAAGAAGAACACGAAGAAUUGGCAAAUACCUGUCUAUACCCUGGAUAGAGAUCAGGAGUGCUGAUAUAACACUUACCUGAGUUCCCUUUAUGAUUCAGCUGACUACUUUUCCACUGAUUACAGGCUCUCAGAUGUAUGACCGUACUUCCAAGCCAAGAUAUGCGCAUACAGUGUGUUAUUGAAAUAUUGUAGCUUGAUGAAAGAAUCAAGAUUGUGAGUGAAAAAGAGAACCUCACUGAUUGGCUCUGUAAAUUGUGGUAAAUUGCAGUGAUAAAGUGUUAUACGGGAUUGUAUGUGUUGUUCAAUCACAUUCUUUUAAAAUUACUGAGAAAUUGAAAUCAAAUUUUUUGUGUACA
Messenger RNA from Mangifera indica (mango), 1583 nucleotides. RefSeq lists its product as uncharacterized. The record is from RefSeq and is a predicted model, not a curated record. Gene Ontology annotation, cellular component: Golgi apparatus. The coding region runs from base 83 to 1291 and encodes 402 amino acids. Lineage: Eukaryota; Viridiplantae; Streptophyta; Magnoliopsida; Sapindales; Anacardiaceae. The transcript is spliced from 6 exons.